Messenger RNA from Megalops cyprinoides (Indo-Pacific tarpon), 3269 nucleotides. RefSeq names its product active breakpoint cluster region-related protein. Gene Ontology annotation, cellular component: membrane. The transcript has 23 exons. The record is from RefSeq and is a predicted model, not a curated record. Lineage: Eukaryota; Metazoa; Chordata; Actinopteri; Elopiformes; Megalopidae. Gene Ontology annotation, molecular function: guanyl-nucleotide exchange factor activity; GTPase activator activity. The coding region runs from base 469 to 2967 and encodes 832 amino acids. Gene Ontology annotation, biological process: positive regulation of GTPase activity; signal transduction.
AAGCGUGUGGCUGGUGAACGAAAGUCCGCUGUCCUCCAAACGGUCAGAUCUUUGUGGAUCUUGCCGAAAAUGUGUCUGUGUAUUUGAACGUUAUUUUUUUAUGGGCAAUUCAAGUUGUUAAUUCUGAAAUUACUUUUUUGUAUUAAGUGGAGCGACAGGACAAGCGAAAUGGUUUGAAGUGGACAAUGCGCAAGAAGUCAUUUCAGUUUAUUGCCACUGGUCCGUUUGGGCAGCGUGAGGUUGGGAUUCACUGGAUUUCUGCAAGGCAACAUCUCUGAAGAUUCGGUGUAGGCUCAGAACCGAAGCUCUGAAGUCCCAUUCAACGGAAAGUGCGAUCAUAGCCGUCUCUCUUACGCCUGCGCUUCUUCUAGUACGGUCGUGAUAUCCUCCCUGCGCCCAGCUCCUCAGCCCCACGUAAUCUCCGCGUCCCAGACGCGUCCCCAGGUGUAGCCACGGCUGCUCAGCGUGAUGGAGGUCUAUGAAGAAGCCAUGAACUACCUGCAGACGCAGAUCAGCGGCAUCACUGUGAAGGCAGAGAGGGAGAUGGAGCCUAAUCUGAUCGAGGACGUGUUCGAGGUGGACCCUGAAGAGGCCUUCGUCACCAGCCCGCUCCACACUGAGAGCAUCGACCUCCCCGACACACCGACGAACUGGGCCCCUGAGGUGAUGCUGGAGCGGAGGAUGGUCGUCCUUAAGAGCAUCCUGAGCAGUGAGCACCUGUACCUCAGCGAGCUGGAGACGCUGCUCACACCCAUGAAGGCCCUGAAGGCCGCAGCCGGCACGUCCCAGCCGGUGCUUACCAGCCAGCAGGUGCAGACAGUGUUCUUCCAGGUGCCUGAGCUGCGUGACCUGCACCACGAGUUCUACACGGGUUUGAGUACCAGGCUCGAACCCCAGCAGGGGCAGACGCCCGGUCUGGAGCUGGGGGGCUCACAGCCGCCCCCUGUGGGAGACCUGUUCCUCAGGAUGGUCAGCCAGUUAGGAGCAUACCGUGGCUUCAUCGACAACUACGAGAGUGCGGUGGAGAUUGUGAGAAGGUGCACUCAGUCAGACCAGCGCUUCAGGACACUGGCAGAGAGCAUGAUGUCUUCCAUCAAAGGAGCUGACAACUGCAGGACUAAAUACACAUUUGAAGCGCUUCUGUAUAAGCCUUUGGACCGUGUUACUAAGACCACACUGGUGCUUCAUGACCUGCUGAAGCACACCCCCGAGGAUCAUCCGGACCACGCCCAACUCCAGGAGGCCCUGCGCAUCUCCAGCAGCUUCCUGUCCGGAGUCAACGAGGAGUCACAGCGCAAGAGAGCCGUCACACUAAGCACGGGCAUGAGACGCCAACUGAUACGGGAUGGGUUUGUGGUGGAUGUGUGCGAGAGUGGGCGGAGUCUGCGGCACCUCUUCCUGUACACUGACCUGCUGCUCUGUACCAAGAUGAAGGGAGCCUCAGUGGGGAAGCAGACUCAUUACCGGUUUGUUUGGUACCUGCCAUUGGCUGGGUUGAAGCUGUGCUGGGGGUCAGAGCAGGAGCGCUCCGUAGAACUACAGUACCGGAUCAGUACCAUGAGGACCAAGAUGUUCCAGCUGAGACAGGAGCACAAACAACAGGGGAAAGGGGGCAAAGGGGUGGCAGCCCGUACCCUGGAUCGCAGCCGCAGGAAGAUGCAGCAAAUUGAGCACUGGCUGUCCACAAACACCCCUGUCCUCCCUCUCGAAUUGCACAGCUCCAGCGGAAAGAGCCACACCCUCAUGCUGUCUUCGCUGUAUGAGCUGGAGGAGUGGAGAGAGGCCAUUGACAAGCUGAGAGGAGACAGCUUAGAAACCAUUCCUCCAGAUUUGCUGACCCUCACCAACUCCUGUGUUAAACUGAGAAUGACCCAGCAUCCUCAUCUCCAAAGCCUAUUGCCUGAUUGUGGGGAGCAGGGCCUGUGUGGGACCCUCAGUGUGGCUGUGCACUCUGCCUGCGGCCUUCAGGAGCCUGCCAGUCUCUAUGUCUGCCUGGAAGUGGACGGAUACGAGUUUUUCGACAACAAGGCCCAGACUCGGCCGUGUCUCAGCAGCCUGACGCCACAGUGGGACGAGGAGUUCUCCUUGCAGGUGGAUGGUGCACGGUGUCUCAGGGUGCUGUCUGUUCUACAGACAGAGAGUGGCCAGAGAUGGAGUGUCCAGGGCAGGAGCUCCAUACAGCUGGAUCCCUCCUUGAUUAUGAAGAAGUGGAAGAAGACCACAGUGUGUAUGAACCAGGUGGAGGUGCACCUGUCCCUCAAGUACACACCACACCCCCUGGACCCCCCCAGCUCUGCCUCUGUCCAGCAGCACCCAGUCUUCAAUGUUCCGAUUGGAGACUUGGCACAGCAGGAGGGGGUGCUGGUGCCCCACAUCGUGCGCUCCUGUACAGAGGAGGUGGAGAGAAGAGGCCUGGAGGAAGUGGGCAUCUACAGGAUUUCUGGAGCUGCCAAUGACAUCCAGACGCUGAAGAUUGCCUUCAAUACCAAUUCACGCGACGCUGUGUCCCGCCUGAGAGCGAUGGACGUGAACGCUGUCUCCGGGGCACUCAAGCUGUAUUUCAGGGAGCUCCCGGAGCCCCUCAUCCCAGCGGAGUGCUUCCAGAGCCUCGCCGCAGCCCUGGAUAUUCCUGACAUGAGCUCCAGACUGGAGACUAUGCUGACCAUCCUUCAGUCCUGCCCUGAUGUCAACCGCAACACCUUCCUCUUCCUCCUGCACCACCUUAAACGGGUGGCAGAGAAACAGGAGGUCAACAAAAUGUCCCUGAUGAAUUUGGCGACAGUGUUUGGUCCCAGCCUAGUGCGCCCCCCACAGGUGGUUCUGGGCCAGUGCGGCCCACGGGUCGACAUCUCUCAGGAGGUGGUGGUUCAGGUCCAGGUGGUUUAUUUCUACCUUCAGUGCAACAAUCUCCCAACACCUCUGACCUCAAUGCCCCUGGACUCAGAAGAGGAGGGGACAGACUUGUGAGGUCACCAGCAGGGGAGGCCUUUGUGUCGACCAAUCAGGACCCACUGUUGAUGCUGUGUAAAAAAACAUAUUUAUUAAAGUGGUGCUCGCAGAAGUACCUCAAAUUGUUUGAUGAACCUCAGCCUCUAAUGACGUCUUCUGUUCUGAUGCUGUAUUACCCAGGCCUGUCCAGCAGGAUAUUUUAGUAAUUUUCCAAAACAUUAAUUCUCCGUUCUGCAUUUUUAUCCCUGGGGAAGUAAGAGGCUGACUGCAUUAAGCAUUUACUGAUGUUCCCUGUAAGGGCCAAACCAAACUUUGUGGCC